This is a messenger RNA of Caenorhabditis angaria, 1260 nucleotides long. The record is from the annotation of a GenBank genome assembly. NCBI's taxonomy places the organism in Eukaryota, Metazoa, Nematoda, Chromadorea, Rhabditida, Rhabditidae.
AUGUUCAAUUUUUCGCUGAUUUUUGCGGUUUUUGGUGAGUUUUUUGAAAUUUUUCGCAAAAAAAUUCCGCGGGAAGCGGGAAUCGAUCCCCAGACCUUCUGAGCCGCAUGUUUUUCCAGGAUUUUCAGCAGUUUUUUCGGCUGAAACUGCUCCAGAUGAAAUUUCACCGUGCCUCAAAAAAUGCCUAACUCCAAUGGCCAAACUAGAGCGUAGUUUCUCCUACAUUUUCAAUAAUUUCGAAAAAGCCUGCGAUUUGCUGGAGGACACGGCAUUUUGUGCAAGGAAAUGCGAGAAGGAGGAUCAAACGAAAUUUUAUCAGUACACCACGUUUUACCGAAUUCAUUGUAUUGAUUAUCAGGAAGGUGAGUACUGUAGGGGUACUGUAGGAUUUUUGGCGGGAAAAUUUGGAGCAUUUUGAGACCAAAUAAGCCUAGACUUGGGUACUGUAGCUACGUUUUUCGAGCACUAAAGAACCUCGAAGAUACUGUAGAAUUUCGCGCGAAAAUCUACAGUAAUCCUGAACUGAGAAUUUUUUUAAAGUUAAAAUGUCCCUUUUCGCGGCCAAAAUAAUGUGUACUUUUAUUUUUUUUUCCCCAUUCAAAAAAAAAAAACAAAAGCUUUUUUUUGGCCAAUUUCCCAAGGUCGUAAAUAUUUACAUUUUCCCAUUGUCUAGAGAUCUACAGUACUCCAGACAUGUUUUCUUUUGAGAAAAAAUUAGACAAAAACAACUACAGUACUCUCUAUAAUUACAGUAAUUUUUCAGACCUCGAAGAACAUAUUCCAUGUAUAGCUGCAGCCGCAAAAGAGGCUGACGAUGGUAAUUUUUUUUUCAAAAAAAAAAAAAAACAAAUAAUUUUUAAAUUACAGUAUGCCGUGAUAAAUGUAAACACGCUCACAAAGUGAUGAAAAAUGCGGAAAAAGAGGAAAAAAUGAAGAGUGAAUGCAGGUAUGCACCUUUAAAGUACUGUAGAUAUUGAAAAACCGCGAAUUUUUAGGACUUUGGAGUGUUCUACAAUUUGCUACUUUGAUGAAUUGACUGAAAGCUGUCCGGAGGCUAAGGAUAUUCUGCUGAAAAUCAAUUUAGGACAAAUUCACUCGAUUUCUAACUCGAUUCAUCCAGCAAAUAUGGAUAAAAUGAUCAAAGAAUGCAGGCAAAUUCAUGAUAUCGAGUAUAUGCGUGCAAAAUUGCUUGCGUCAACUCAAAGUUUGAUGUUGGAUCAUUCAGGAGUUCAAGAAGAGCAAGAAAAUCCUGAAAAUUAG